UAGUAUCCUUCGAUUUAAAAUUUUAGGUUAAGCGGUUAAGUUCGUUUUUUUUACUUGACAAUUUGGGGAUCGAAUAAUAUUGAUAUGUCUAAAAUAAGAUCUAGGUGUAAAUAUUAUCGAUAAGUUGUAUUGGACUUUUAUAUUUCAAAAACUUGAAACUUCCACCAUAUUCGUCAAAAUGAAUUUUGUAUUAGUUUUAUUGGUGUCUUCAAAUAUUGUUCAAGUUUUAACUGAGUGGGUAGAUCCACAUGAUAUGAAUACCAAUUCCAAAAAAUAUUUAAGAGAAUCAAGUCUCCGAGAUGUUGACGAAACUGUGACCCGCAGUUAUGAAAGUCGAGAUGAAGAAAAAACGACUUUGGUGUACCUAAAACGUGUUGUUAGUUUGAUUUUGAAUUCUGCAGUUGCUGACGGGACUAACACGAAGCUAAGGAGUGGUAAAUAUGAAUUUAACACGGACAGUGAGAAUUACAAGUUUUUGUCGAAAUUCGUCAACGAUCAAAAUAUAAAUAUUGAAAGUUUAAGGAAGUUAGACAGUACUUUGAGUGACGUUUUCCGCAGACAUUAUUCGGAUGAUAUUUUUGACUCUCUACUAACCUUACAAGAGAAGAUAUUUAAUUUAAUAUGUACCACCCAAUUUGCUAUAUUAUUGACAACAUUAUUUUUCCUGUAUGUUUUGUACAAGUUACUGCGAUCGAAUUAUACUUUUUUGUAUAUCAUCAGGUAUUUCAUAAUGGUAAUACUUGUUGUCGAUUAUGGAUUCAGAUAUCGUCUUCUAUAUGAGGAAGCGGAGGAACAAAAUAUGAAGAUAGACUAUUCUGCAAAAUGUGAUCCUAAAAAAAUGGACUGGGGAACUUAUCUUUUAUUUCUUAUGA
Molecule: messenger RNA, 872 nt
Organism: Leptinotarsa decemlineata (Colorado potato beetle)
Lineage: Eukaryota; Metazoa; Arthropoda; Insecta; Coleoptera; Chrysomelidae
Cellular component (GO): endoplasmic reticulum; membrane
Molecular function (GO): chloride channel activity
Source: RefSeq, a predicted model, not a curated record